GAAUUAACGGUUUUUGUAAAUAUUUGAAAAAUUUCGAAAUCAGUAUUAUAUAGUUUAUUGAUAUUUGCUAAAAUUAUUAAAUAUAUUUUGAUUAGUGUAUAGUAGCAGACGUAAAACCAGACAAAGCUGUCUGCUGUGUGAACAAAAAAAGGUUGCCAUAUUAAAAAAAAUAAAGAAUUAUUACAAAGUGGGAGGGUCAACCAACUUGAAUUUAGUUCAACCGCAGUCUGGACUGUGGUUGAACUUUUGUGGUUGAGCUCGCAAAAUUUGGUCGAGCACAACCUUGGUUGAACUUUUUGUUAACCAUAAAACGGUAAUCGAGCUCAACCGUGACGAAUUGGUUAACGAAAAAAUACCGAUUGAGCUCAAUUUAGGUUUAGGUUGAGCUAAAAAGUUGACGAUAAAACGCACCCCAGCAUAGUUUUAGCAACAAAGAGAAUAAAUUACUCGACAGAAUUUCGCCAUCUGUCGUUUUUUUUUCUUGUUGCAUAUCCACUUUCAUAUUGUCCUGUGAACCAAAACGUCGUAAUGUCGUUGAUGUUUUCAAAGCAGAAUGGAGCCAUCCACACUAAUUAGUCAGCUUCAGUCAUGGGAUUCGAACGUUUCGAGAUUGUGUUGGAGAACCGUAAUGGGAUUUUUUACCCAGGUCAAACUAUUAUCGGCACCGUCAACGUAUCAAAUAACAAGAGUGAAACCAUAAAAGGUAUUCAGGUUGAAUGCAGUGGAGUGGCAGAAGUUCGCAUCCCAGGGAAAGAUUCGAAAAACACUUACAGUUCGAUAGGAUGUGAAUUUUACUGCGCGAGUGAACAAUAUUUCGAUUUCAAAUUCUCACUAGUCAAUCCAGGACAGCAUGCUGUCGAAUUGGCGGCAGGUCACCACCAGUAUCCGUUCUCCUUUGUUCUGCCAACGCAGAUCCCUCCAUCGUUCGAAGGGGCCUACGGUCAUAUUCGCUAUAACAUCAAAGCUGUCGCCCAACGUACUUGGCUAAAGCGAGAAUACGUUUGCAACAGCAAUCUUACUGUCAAUGCUAUCGCUGAUCUCAAUGCAAUGCCCAAGGCAGAGCUACCAGUUAAAAAAAUCAAGUCAAAAACACUUGGUCUACUAUGUUGCAAAUCUGGCCCCAUUUCUGCACAAGCGCGGAUCGAUCGCGCUGGUUACGUACCGGGAGAAACGAUCAUUUUGCAAGCACAUACCGAUAACGAGAGUGGUAUAUCGAUGCGGGGUUCCAAAGCCCAACUUGUCCAGAUUACCAAAUUUGUCGCUGAAGGGCAUACAAAUUUCGAGUCUAAAGUCCUAAAAGCUUACAUUCACGAAAGCUUUAUUGAUAUUGAUGUUAUGGAUAAUGUAAAAUUCAUCAUUCCUCAAGUUCCGCCGUCUAGUUUGCCAUUUUGCGGGAUCAUAGAUAUAUCCUACCAAAUUCAGUAUAUAGUUGAUCCUGGUACUUUGUCGAUUAACUUGACCAUCAACCUUGAUCUGAUGAUCGGGACUAUUCCACUUCGUUCUCAUAUGGUCUCAAGCGCAACCGAAGCUUUAAAUGCUUCCGGACCGGUUCUCGAUCAUUGGGCGAUUCCUGGUGUUGGUGGAAGUGAAUGGGCUCGCCCGUCUGCUCCUCCGCCGAGUUAUGAAGAAAUUAUUCAAGCGGGAGACUCACGACAUGCAGUAAAGUUGUAACUGACUGCUAUUCACAUGUUCUUUGGUCAAAAUGCAAGUUUAGUUAAAUUUCAUAAUAUUUGAGUUAUCAAAUAAAAGCUUAAACUUA
Molecule: messenger RNA, 1759 nt
Organism: Daphnia magna
Lineage: Eukaryota; Metazoa; Arthropoda; Branchiopoda; Diplostraca; Daphniidae
Product: arrestin domain-containing protein 3
Exons: 7
Coding region: 589-1671 (360 amino acids)
Biological process (GO): protein transport
Cellular component (GO): cytoplasm
Source: RefSeq, a predicted model, not a curated record